Hemisphaericaspora subhashii is the source of this 906-nucleotide messenger RNA. RefSeq names its product rRNA-processing protein. Gene Ontology annotation, biological process: maturation of SSU-rRNA from tricistronic rRNA transcript (SSU-rRNA, 5.8S rRNA, LSU-rRNA). The coding region runs from base 1 to 906 and encodes 301 amino acids. The transcript has a single exon. Lineage: Eukaryota; Fungi; Ascomycota; Pichiomycetes; Serinales; Debaryomycetaceae. Gene Ontology annotation, cellular component: 90S preribosome; nucleolus. The record is from RefSeq and is a predicted model, not a curated record.
AUGGCAAAACCAAAAACGAUAAGACCUUCAUAUUAUGAUGAUGCUGAGGAAUCAUCGGGAGAUGAAUUAACAUAUGCAUUGUCUAGUAGACAAAAAGAAAAAGAGGAUGAUAAUGAUGAUGAGUUGGCUUCGAUUUCUUUUGGAGCUUUGAAUAAGGCACAAUCUAAAAUACUAAAAAAGAGUUCAAGUAAGACCAAUAAGAAGAGUAAGAAAAGUAAGAAGGAAUAUGUUUCUGAAUCAGAAUCUUCAGAUGAAGAGGAAGGACUGUUUUUCGAAUCAGACUCUGAAGAUGAUGCUCCACGCGAAUCCUCAUCUAAGAAGAAUUCCAGAAGAACCAUCCAAGAUAAAUCCAGGCGAAGCAAACAUGCCCCCGCCGAAUCAUCUUCCAAAAGACCCGUUUCCAAAAUCAGAGAAAUCCCUGGCUUAGAAUCCUCGAAUAGACAUUCUAGUUUAUAUAAAGAUAUUCGAUUUGAUGCCGCCUAUGGGAAAGCCGACUUGAUUAAAGCCAGAAAAGAUUAUUCAUUCUUAGAUGAAUAUCGACAAUCUGAGAUCAAACAAAUGGAAUCCAUAUUACGAGAUAAGAAAUCACAUUUAUAUUUAUCAGAAUAUGAAUUGGAUGAAAUUAGACAGAAUUUACAAUCAUUAAAAUCGAGAUUGGAUACGCUUAAGAAUCGAGAUUUGGAACAUGAUAUAUUAUCCCAGCAUAAGAAACAACAAUUGGAGAAUUUUAGGGUUGGAAAACAACAGAAUCCAUAUUUCCUUAAACGUAGUGAAAAGAGAAAGAUGUUACAAAAGGCCAAAUUUGAUUCUAUGAAACCUAAACAACGUGAAAAGGUUAUGGAAAGGAAGAGAAAGAAGAGAUUGGGUAAGGAGUUUAAACAAUUGGAAUUUAAACCAAGAAGUUGA